UUCCCCCUAGCAACAGAGUCGCUGAAGGCACUUGUCCAGUCUUCACAACAUUAGAAAGAUAACCAGAUUAAGAACGGUUAAGAAUGGCAGAAGUAGAAGAGACACUGAAAAGGAUUCAGACACACAAAGGUGUUAUUGGCGCAAUAGUUGCAAAUGCAGAAGGAAUCCCAAUCAGAACCACCCUAGACAACUCUACUACUGUCCAGUAUGCAGGCCUUUUGCAUCAGCUCACCACGAAAGCCAGAAGCACUGUUAGAGACAUCGAUCCCCAGAAUGACCUGACGUUUCUGCGAAUAAGAUCAAAGAAGCAUGAGAUAAUGGUGGCACCAGAGAAAGAAUACCUGCUGAUAGUCAUCCAGAACCCUAGCGAAUAGUUCCUUCCCCUUCCUUCAACCAUGGCGAUUAUCGAAUCGUGCUCCCUCUGCUGUCCUGUCACACUUUAUAUUACCACCAUCAUCUCAGUGCUUUACUCAUCCCUGUCCCUCCCUUUCACCAGUAUUAAAGUCUGCCUUAAGUGUGUAUGCUGGAUUGUCUUGCC
This is a messenger RNA of Megalops cyprinoides (Indo-Pacific tarpon), 538 nucleotides long. RefSeq names its product dynein light chain roadblock-type 2. Gene Ontology annotation, biological process: microtubule-based movement. Gene Ontology annotation, molecular function: dynein intermediate chain binding. The record is from RefSeq and is a predicted model, not a curated record. Gene Ontology annotation, cellular component: cytoplasmic dynein complex; centrosome; cytoplasm. Bases 84 to 374 code for a protein of 96 amino acids. The transcript is spliced from 4 exons. Lineage: Eukaryota; Metazoa; Chordata; Actinopteri; Elopiformes; Megalopidae.